Messenger RNA from Penicillium brasilianum, 2764 nucleotides. Lineage: Eukaryota; Fungi; Ascomycota; Eurotiomycetes; Eurotiales; Aspergillaceae. The record is from the annotation of a GenBank genome assembly.
CAGGAACAUGGGUACUGGACCGCGGCAGCACUAAAGAGAGCCCAGCUCCUCCUUCAUUUUAAUUAAACAGAAAGAAAAAAAACACUCCUCGAACACUAAACCCACCCUCCUCCGUAUCUCCAAGUCCCCAAUAAUAGGUGCAUCGUUGCAUUGCGCAUCGGACCGGACCACGAUAUCCUUGGUUGCCAAACGCCAGUACGAGUGGAACUCUCCCCUCGACAGCUCCAGUUUGGUCCGAUCUUUGAUUCUACCUUUUCACUGAUCACUUCUCCCCCCCCCCUGAUUCUCCCGAUCGCCAUCUCUCUCCUCCCCGUGAGAGCAUCCCGCAAUCAUGUCGAAGCGCGAUCUCCACAUCCAGCCGCGCAUGGUCAAGAAAGGGCCAUUCUCGGUCGAAGCCGCCGGUUAUGAAAAGAAGGAUGGUGAAACCAUUCCUCGACGCCACCCAGCUGCGAAGAAUGGACUCGUGCUGCGCCCGUCCGAGGACGUUGCGACCACCUAUGACAACUUCCGGCGUUCCGCCCGUCUGUUCGGCAACAACAAGGCUGUUGCGAGCCGCAGCCUGAUCAAGACGCAUGUCGAGAACAAGAAGAUUAAGAAGAUGGUAGAUGGUGUCGAGCAGGAGGUGGAUAAGCAAUGGACCUACUUCGAGAUGAGCGGGUAUACCUACAAGACCUUCCUGGAGUAUGAGCAGCUUUGCCUUCAGCUCGGCGCGGGUCUGCGCAAGCUGGGGAUGGAGAAGGACGGCCGUCUUCACCUUUACGGUGCGACGAGCGCACACUGGCUGGCCAUGUCGCACGGUGCCGCAUCGCAAUCUAUUACCAUUGUCACCGCUUAUGAUACCCUGGGCGAGGAGGGUCUCAAGCACUCCCUGGUCCAAACCUCCUCCACCGCCAUCUUCCUCGACCCUGGCCUGAUCAAGUCUCUGACCCACGUCCUGAAGGAUGUUCCCUCGAUCAAGCACGUUAUCUAUAACACCGACAACGAGGUCAAGCAGGAAGACUUGGACAAGCUGAAAACUGAUUUCGCCCACAUCAACGUGCUCAGUAUUGAGGAUUUGCGCAAGUCUGGCGAGGAGAACCCCGUGGAUCCCGUGCCGCCCAAGCCUGAGGAUCUGUGCUGCAUCAUGUACACCUCUGGCUCGACCGGCCCACCCAAGGGUGUUCCUCUGACCCAGGCCAACGUGAUUGCCGCCACCGCCGGUGUCAACGAGAUCGUUGGCCCCUACAUUGGCCCCAAGGACUCGCUUCUAACCUACCUGCCCCAAGCGCACAUUCUGGAGUUCAUGUUCGAGAACCUGUGUCUGUUCUGGGGUGGCUGCAUGGGAUACGGCAACCCCCGCACCUUGUCCGAUGCCUCCAUGCGGAACUGCAAGGGUGAUAUCCGCGAGUUCAAGCCAACUAUCCUGGUCGGUGUUCCCGCCGUGUGGGAGUCGGUCAAGAAGGGUGUGUUGAACAACCUGAACAAGAACAGCUUCAUCAUUAAGGGCAUGUUCUGGGGUGCUAUGGCCACCAAGAACUUCUUGCUGACCAACGGCUUCCCCGGAGCGGGCUUCGGUGCUUCGAUCCUGGAUGCCGUGGUUUUCAAGAAGCUCAAGGAGGCUACCGGUGGCCACCUCCGUAUCAUGAUGAACGGUGGAGGUCCCAUCUCCAAGGACACUCAGCGAUUCCUCUCCAUGGCCAUCGCUCCCAUGAUCGGCGGCUACGGUCUGACCGAGACCUCGGCUAUGGGUGCCUUGAACGACCCUAUGGCAUGGAACCCCGACGCGCUCGGCGAGAUCCCUGCCUCGGUCGAGAUCAAGCUGGUCGACUUCCCCGAUGCUGGAUACCUGACCAACAGCAAACCCCCUCAGGGUGAGAUCUUCAUCCGCGGCGGCAGUGUGACGUCGGGCUACUUCGACAACGAAGAGGAGACCAAGAGCUCGUUGACCGAGGAUGGCUGGUUCAUGACUGGCGACAUUGGCGAGUUCGACUCCAACGGCCACCUGCGCAUCAUUGACCGCAAGAAGAACCUGGUCAAGACCUUGAACGGCGAGUACAUUGCUCUGGAGAAGCUUGAGUCCGUGUACCGCUCCACGCCCGUUGUUGGUAACAUCUGCGUCUACGCUGCGGAGGACCAAGACAAGCCAGUUGCUAUUAUCGUCCCCGUGGAGAUUGCGCUUAAGAAGCUUGCCAGCGAGAACGGAAUUGAGGGUGACACCGUCGAGGCUCUCGUCCACAACGAGAAGCUCCAGCGUCUGGUUCUGCAGCAGUUGCAGAGCUCUGGACGUGCCGGCGGUCUGAGGGGUAUUGAGAUUAUCAACGGUGUCGUUCUCUCCGACGAGGAGUGGACUCCUCAAAACGGCUACAUGACUGCUGCCCAGAAGCUCCAGCGCAAGAAGAUCGUGAACAAGUACAAGGCCGAGAUUGACAAGGCCUACGGCAAGAAAUAAACAAAAAAAGCUGAGAUUCACUUGAGGUGAAGCCCGCGAUCUGUUUCCACCCUUUUCGACUUGCUUUCUUCUAAUGCUGUAUUUCUUUUUCUCUCCUUGUUACCCUCUACCGCGUGUUUUUGCGUCUCAUGUUACGAUCUCCCCGAGCCUUGACUUGUUGAUAUUGGACUUUCUUGUUACUUUCUUUCGUCAUCCAUGAUUAGACGAGGUAGUGAUGAAUGCGAACAUAGUUUUGCAACAGACUUAGCCACAUUUCCUUGAUGUGUACUAAUAUGAUAUUCAUGCAAAGUCAGUCGACGGUAGCCCCAUAGAAAAUAGUACCUCUUUACCAAGCAG